Messenger RNA from Hypoxylon fragiforme, 1985 nucleotides. Its product is annotated as S-adenosyl-L-methionine-dependent methyltransferase. The transcript has a single exon. Gene Ontology annotation, molecular function: S-adenosylmethionine-dependent methyltransferase activity. The record is from RefSeq and is a predicted model, not a curated record. NCBI's taxonomy places the organism in Eukaryota, Fungi, Ascomycota, Sordariomycetes, Xylariales, Hypoxylaceae. Bases 469 to 1413 code for a protein of 314 amino acids.
GUACUAUGUAAACAUUUAAUAUUGAGGCACGAAUCUUCCCAAUUGUGAAGCUAUUCACAAAACCAUUAACUGCUAUCAUCAAUCUUUUGAAAGAGCUUUGAUAAUUAUUUCCGUAUAGAAUCCGACUACCCCACGAUCUAUAAAGUCACACUAUAAAGUCACACUAUAGUCACACAUCCCACUACAUUAUGUACCUCGGCAGUAGAUGUAACGUGCAGCAUACAUAUUGUUUCUAUCAAGAAACAUUGAAGCACCGUAGAUGAAUGCCACCUGCCCCUCACUGUAUUACCUGAAAUUCCUUGGAGUGAGGUUCCUGUUUGCUAGAACUUCCUGGCUCGGGCCCUUUUAAUGCCAAUUUCCAUUCAUAACUCCAAGGGCACUCACUCAUUCAUGGAUAUUUCUAAAAAGAAAACAGGAGACGGUGAAAUUCUCAGAUUGAUAACCUAUCAUAGUACCUAGUAUUCCAUAAUGGCUGCUGCCCUUGCCUCUCAAGCGGAACAGAGCGCACCAGCUAAAGAGUUAGGGUUUUCUUACCGCCAAGGCGUGAACUGGUCGAAAUACAUUGCAUUCCGCCCUCAAUAUCCCGUAUCCUUCUUCGAGCGCAUAUACAGUCAUCACUCCAAACGAAACGAGAAACCCUGGUCGGUAGCUCAUGACGUCGGCGCCGGCGCCGGCAUUGUCUCCUCGACACUUGCUGCCAGUUUCGAUAAAGUGAUCGUCUCGGAUCCCAACGACGGCUACGUCACACUCGCCCGGAAGCUCCUCGUUGAGGAAGCAUCCCUCCCCGAGUCCAAAUUCGUGUUCCUGCAGGAACCGGCGGAGAACAGCUCCGUGGCGUCGGGGACUGUUGAUCUGGUUACUGCUUGCGAGUGCAUCCACUGGACUGCCGUCGACGCUGCGGUCCGCGAGUUCGGCAGGGAGCUGAGAGCUGGUGGAACACUCGCGGUCACUUACUAUACGCGGCCACUCAUCGAGGCGGGCGAGAGGGCUCAGGUUGCUUGGAAGGGGAUUCUGAAUGCGGUUGCGGAGAGGGCUAGGGGCGGUGUCUAUGAAAAUGUAUAUCCGUUGAUCAACACUGCGUUCGAUCAUCUGGGAUUCCCCAAGGAGGAGUGGGAGGAUGUCACGAGGGUGUACAUCAACGCCGACGGGAACACGGAUGGUUUUGUUGUGGACUCUCGGCUAGGCGAAAGCAAGGUCAAGGAGUGGGAGGAGCAGAUAUGGAUCAGCCACGACGAAGAUUGGUGUAAUCUACACGGGAUUGAGUGGUUCAAGGCAUAUAUGGCUACCUGGGUGCCCCUUAUCCCAGAGUCGGAAAUUCAGGGGUUGUGGGAUGAGAUGGAGUUGGAGUUGGGAGGGAACCCGGUCAAAACCAGAACACCGAUUGUGAUGAUUUUUGCUACGAAGAAAGCAUAAUGUUGUCCAUAUGAGACUAACUCCUACUUCUUUUGCAAGGCCACCAGUUCGUCGACAUCGGCGUUGACCAGGGAUUCUCUGGUCUUAGAUUCUAGUAUAUUGAUCAUCUCGAUGGACAGGCUGUCAAGCCCUUCUCGAUCAAAUGAGCGGAUCUCGUCGAGAAGGUUGUGUGCGAUAAUGUUGAUAGCGGCUUUCUUUGAUUGCUCCAUCCUGGAAAACGACAUGUCUAGGUACCUAUCUAUCUAUGUACGUAUUUGUAGAAGAAAAAGGCUGUUGUUGGUUAACUUAAGACCUAGAUUUAUGAUUUCUGAUACAAACAGUAGUAUCGAAUGAAGGCAAGCCUGGCAAGGAAGGGCAAACAACAUCAAUUGACGAGCUAAGAUGAUAGAACAGGUACCUAGUAUCAUCACAUAGCAGUAGUUCCUGCCUUCUGCUUCAAGUUCUAUAUUCCUUCUCUAACUCAUGUACAUGCAUACCCUAGGUAUACAUAACUUCAAGUCGUUAGCUGUACAUAACUAUGUAGUUAUGUAGCACAAACUUUUAAGCAUAAGGUAGUUAGUUAUGAAGUGAAG